Molecule: messenger RNA, 204 nt
Organism: Seminavis robusta
Lineage: Eukaryota; Bacillariophyta; Bacillariophyceae; Naviculales; Naviculaceae
Source: the annotation of a GenBank genome assembly
AUGUCGAAGAAGCAGAAGCUCAAUACGAGGAGCAGCACCGAAGCAGAGUUGGUUGGUGCCGAUGAUACCGUCCAACAACUGUUGUGGACACGUUUGUUUAUGGAGUCUCAGGGUUACCGCAUGGAUACCGUCCUCAAACAAGACAACAAGUCGACGAUCCAAUUGGAAAACAACGGCAAGGACAGUUCUACAAGUCGUACGUGA